AGGCCAAAAAAAAAAGGAACGGACGGAGCAUACGCAUAAUCGCUGCGGUUUGUCUGUUACGUCUACUUGAAGCUUUUUAGCUCCAAUCCUCGUCGUCUUCUUCUCCCAUAUGCUCUGCAUAUUUUUUGUUGUUUGCAUCACUCUGUUCUAGAUUUUUUAAAACAAUAAUAUAGUAUUUAUAUGUAUAAAUACUAAUACUAGCUUAGUGUUCUACAAUCCAUUGGUGAUUUUUCUGCCAACGUAAAGUGCAGGCAUUUUUUCUUCUUGGUCUCUUUACUUUCAAGUUUCCCGCUUUGUAACUUGGAAAAACUGAAAAAGAGGAAAAAGAAGAAAAAAGUGAAAGUUAAAGAAGAUGAACACCAGACUUCGACCCGCUUUUCAGUCUAUUAAAGCUCCUUUAAACGAUGACACAAGUAAUAAUAAAAAUGAGGAGAUGGAGACUCAGGGGAGUAGAGCACUUGGAACCGGCAAAACUAUGUCAAGUCGGCGUCGAUCAAACAGCGCAAGGAAAAUCGCGUUACUACAAGAUGUUGAUAAGCUAAAGAGGAAGCUUAGACAGGAGGAGAAUGUGCAUAAAGCGCUAGAAAGAGCCUUCAACAGACCUUUAGGAGCUCUGCCCCGGCUUCCACCUUGCCUACCUCCCUGUACACUAGAGUUGCUUGCUGAAGUAGCUGUGUUAGAAGAGGAGGUUGUUAGGCUUGAGGAGCAAGUAGUGAAUUUUAGGCAAGGACUGUAUCAGGAGGCUGUAUAUAUAUCUUCCAAGAGGAAUGUGGAUAACGCCGAUGAUUUGGUGGAGGGAUCCUCCAGUAGAAGUUUUAAACACCAAAGAUCAAAAUCCUUAUCUUAUAAUGAGAUCAAUUCAGUGACAACCAUUAGCAGGGUUCAACCAUCCCUUGCCAGAAGUGCAUCAAGCAGGAAGCUAUUGCCUCCAGACACCAUCCAUGAUCGAGCUGGUCAUGGUAUUAUUAGGGCAAUAAAUAGAAGACAAGCUUCCAGUAAACCCAACUCCUCUUCAAUUGUUACACUGGAUGGGAGAGAAAAAGAAAAUCAAGUACUCUCGAGAGCUGGGAAGGAUAAACAAUCACUUGAAAAGAAAAUCCUGAAAGUAGUUACUCCAAUAAAGAUUCUUACAAUCAACCAGGACUCAGCGGACAAGUGUUCAGAUCCUAUAAAACUACAGCAAGACUCUAGAUUACUAGGUCAAGAAAGCCCUUCUUGUUCUUCAGAUGAUAGAGUCCUGGAAACUGACAGUUCACCGAACAAAGUAGCAGAGGAUACUAUAAGGUGCUUGUCUAGCAUUUUCUUAAGGAUGAGCACAUUGAAAGACAAAGCAGUGGGAACUGUCCUUCCUCCUUCAUCAUUUACUUCUCAUGAAGGCAACAUAGAAAGUGAAAUCCGAGACCCUUAUGGUAUCUGCUCAGAAGUGAAACCUAGAGAUAUUGGCCCUUAUAAACAUCUCUGUGCAGUUCAAGUUAGCACAGUCGAUACCAAUCAAACAACAAAUGCUCUGUUUCUGAUUCAAAGACUAAAGUUCGUACUUGGGAAGCUUGCCACAGUAAAUUUAGAGGGUCUAACCCAUCAGCAGAAGCUUGCUUUCUGGAUAAACACUUACAAUUCCUGCAUGAUGAAUGCAAUUUUGGAGCAUGGGAUUCCUGAGACUCCGGAAGCAGUCGUAGCUCUAAUGCAAAAGGCAACAAUAGUUGUGGGUGGACAUCUGCUAAAUGCAAUUACAAUUGAACAUUUCAUACUGAGGCUACCCUACCAUUUGAAAUUUACUUGUCCUAAAGCUACAACAAGUGAUGAGAUGAAAGCCCGCAUCAAAUUUGGAUUGGAGUGGUCCGAACCCUUGGUUACAUUUGCCCUAGCAUGUGGAAGUUGGUCCUCCCCUGCUGUGAGGGUAUACAGUGCAUCUCACGUUGAAAAUGAACUGGAACGAGCAAAGAGAGACUACUUACAGGCUGCAGUAGGAAUUUCAAGAACAAACAAGUUGAUAAUUCCAAAGUUGCUUGAUUGGUAUCUACUUGAUUUUGCAAAGGACUUAGAAUCCCUGCUGGACUGGGUUUCCCUGCAGCUUCCAAAUGAACUCAGGAAUGAAGCAGUUAAGUGCUUAGAGAGGAAGGGGAAAUUGUCCAUUUCAGAGUUGGUGCAAGUAAUGCCAUACGAUUUCAGUUUCAGAUUGCUGUUUCAAAGAUGAUAAUUCUAUAUUAUUUCUUGCUCUGAUCCUUGGUUUUGCAUAGGUUGGACUUGAGGAAGUGAUGGGUCUUUACUCUCUAUGUUGAUGAUAGAUAUACCAGAAGUAGCCAAGUAAAAAUGUAUAUGUAGCAAUGUGUAACAACUCAUAGAAAAUAGUGAAUUUUCUUACAA
Rubroshorea leprosula is the source of this 2364-nucleotide messenger RNA. Lineage: Eukaryota; Viridiplantae; Streptophyta; Magnoliopsida; Malvales; Dipterocarpaceae. The record is from the annotation of a GenBank genome assembly.